CAGCCCCGCCUCCCCAGUGCCCAUGGCCCCGGCCCUCCCCGUCGCCCUGCCCCUCGCGCUGUGUCCGGUCCCCGCUGCCCCUCCGUCCUCCCUGUCCCCGCCGCCACUGCCACCACCUGCCACCCCGCGCGGCGCCCUUGCCGAGGGAGGCGGGCGCCAUGGCGGCCGAGGCCCUGGCGGCCGAGGCGGUGGCUUCGCGCCUGCAGCGGCAGGAGGAGGACAUCCGCUGGCUGUGGGCCGAGGUCCAGCGCCUGAGGGACGCGCAGCUGCACGCGCCGGACCGCGGCCCGGCCGAGGGGCCCUGCCUCACGCGGGAGGUGGCGCAGCUGCGGGCGGAGAACCGCGACCUGCGGCGCCGCCUGUCCCGCCUGCGGCUGUGCCUCGCGGAGGAGCAGAGCCAGCAGGCGGCGCCGGAGGAGGCCGGGCGCGCGGCUGCGGGCGCGCAGGCUCCUCCUCGCCAAAACCAAGGAAAGGACAUUCAAAGUGCGACGGAGGAACGGGAGCCUGAGAGCGAGGUGAGAAACCAACCAGACUUCAUAAAGGAAAGAUUGGCCCUGUUUGAGACAUUGAAGAAAGAGCAUCAGCUGUCACGUGCCCCCGGUGGGAGCGAGGGGAGCGCAGGCGAUGCCAUCACAGUGAGGGUGGCUGAUGGGAAAACCGUGGAAGGGGAGGCAUGGAAAACCACACCGUACCAGGUGGCUGCUGACAUCAGUCGCGAGCUGGCCGAAAGCACCGUAAUAGCCAAGGUCAAUGGUGAAUUAUGGGACCUGGACCGCCCGCUGGAGGGGGACUCCACGCUGGAGCUGCUUACGUUCGACAAUGAGGAGGCACAGGCUGUGUACUGGCACUCCAGCGCCCACGUCCUGGGCGAGGCCAUGGAGCUGUACUACAGAGGCCACCUGUGCUACGGUCCACCCAUCGAGGACGGGUUUUAUUACGACAUGUUCAUCGAGGACAGAGCCGUGUCCAGCACAGAGCUGCCGGCGCUGGAGAGCAUCUGUAAGACGAUUAUAAAAGAAAAGCAACCUUUUGAAAGAUUGGAAGUCAGCAAGGACAUUCUUCUGGAAAUGUUUAAGUACAAUAAGUUUAAGUGCCGCAUUUUGAACGAGAAGGUGAACACUCCAACCACCACGGUUUACAGGUGCGGCCCACUCAUCGACCUUUGUAAAGGCCCCCACGUGAGACACACCGGAAAAAUCAAAACCAUAAAAAUUUUCAAGAAUUCCUCCACCUACUGGGAGGGCAACCCCGCCCUGGAAGCGCUGCAGCGGAUCUACGGGAUAUCCUUCCCCGAGAGCAAGGCGAUGAGAGCCUGGGAGAAGGUCCAGGAGGAGGCCAGGAGCCGAGACCACCGGCGAAUCGGGAAGGACCAAGAGCUUUUCUUCUUCCACGACCUGAGUCCGGGCAGCUGUUUCUUCCUUCCCAGGGGAGCCUUCAUCUAUAACACCCUGAUGGAUUUCAUCCGAAGUGAGGUCUGCAGACGUCUUCUUGCCGUCAUCCUGGCUGCUCCCCUCAUCGCCGUCCUGUGCUCGUGCUCUUCGCUCCUGCUGUCGCGUCUUCCUCCUCCUUGCUUAGCCCUCUCAUUGGGGAGCACUUUCUUCAAGAACUUCCUGAUGAGCCCGCCCGGCCUGGCUCAGUGGUCCAGCGUCGACCUAGGAACCAGGAGAUGCGACACAGACCUGGCUGGGGGCGGCCCCAGGUCCCCCUGUGUGAGGUGCAGGGUGCGCAGCCUUUUAAACACACAGCCCCAGGCCUCUCGUGCCCAGGAGGAGUAUCACCGCCGAGACUUCGUGGAAGUGCUGUCUCCCACCGUGCUCAACAGUAAGCUCUGGGAGGCCUCGGGCCACUGGCAGCACUACAGCCAGAACAUGUUCGCCUUCCGCGUGGACAAGGACACCUUUGCCCUGAAGCCCAUGAACUGCCCAGGGCACUGUCUCAUGUUUGCCCACCGCCCGCGGUCUUGGAGGGAAAUGCCCAUUCGAUUUGCCGACUUUGGGGUUCUUCAUAGAAACGAGCUGUCGGGAACCUUGAGUGGCCUGACCCGGGUUCGACGCUUCCAGCAGGACGACGCCCACAUCUUCUGCACCGUGGAGCAGAUUGAAGAGGAAAUCCGGGGGUGUCUGCAGUUCUUGCAGUCUGUUUACUCCACGUUCGGCUUCUCCUUUCAACUGAAUCUGUCAACACGGCCGGAGAACUUCUUAGGCGAGCUCGAGUUAUGGGACGAGGCUGAAAAGCAACUGCAGAAGAGCUUGAUGGAAUUUGGAAAACCAUGGAAGCUGAACCCAGGAGAUGGAGCGUUUUAUGGCCCUAAAAUUGACAUCAACAUCAAGGACGCCCUGGGCAGGUCCCAUCAGUGUGCGACCAUCCAGCUGGACUUCCAGCUCCCGCGGAGGUUUAAUCUCACCUAUGUCAGUAAGGACGGGGAUGACAAGAAGAGCCCUGUGAUCAUUCACCGAGCCGUUCUGGGCUCAGUGGAGAGAAUGAUAGCCAUCCUGUCAGAAAACUACGGCGGGAAGUGGCCUUUCUGGCUGUCUCCGCGUCAGGUGAUGGUCAUCCCUGUGGGUCCGACUUGUGACAAGUAUGCACUUCAGGUGUCCAGCACAUUUUUUGAAGAAGGAUUCAUGGCCGACGUCGAUUUAGAUCAUAGCUGUACACUAAAUAAGAAAAUCCGAAACGCACAGCUGGCUCAGUAUAAUUUUAUUUUGGUGGUUGGAGAAAAGGAAAAAGCAAACAAUGCUGUCAACGUUCGAACAAGGGACAACAGAAUUCAUGGAGAGGUAUCACUCGCUUCUGCCAUCGAUAAAUUGAAGAAUCUCAAGAAAUCGCGGACACUAAAUGCUGAGGAAGAAUUCUGAAGUCCUUCCUUGCUCUCUCUUCUGUGUAACCUUGUUUUGACACCCCCCCCCCCAAAAAAAAUGCAUUUUUCUUAAUUAAAGUUAGUACUUCUGAGAA
Myotis daubentonii (Daubenton's bat) is the source of this 2952-nucleotide messenger RNA. It is a transcript of the gene TARS3, whose product is annotated as threonyl-tRNA synthetase 3. Gene Ontology annotation, molecular function: threonine-tRNA ligase activity; ATP binding. Gene Ontology annotation, cellular component: cytoplasm; mitochondrion. The record is from RefSeq and is a predicted model, not a curated record. Gene Ontology annotation, biological process: threonyl-tRNA aminoacylation. NCBI's taxonomy places the organism in Eukaryota, Metazoa, Chordata, Mammalia, Chiroptera, Vespertilionidae.